Messenger RNA from Chrysemys picta bellii (western painted turtle), 2246 nucleotides. Lineage: Eukaryota; Metazoa; Chordata; Testudines; Emydidae. The record is from RefSeq and is a predicted model, not a curated record.
GCGUGUCCUGCACAGUCACUGCACAUGGGCUUUGGAUGUGUUCUGGGUGGAGACGUCUCCUUGUGACUGGAAAUACCCCUCGGCCCCAUCAGCAGGGCAGGGCCAGGGUGGAAUCAGGAGGAUGCUGAUGUAGGGAGGCAGCUGCUGGGUCUUGUACAAGGACUGGACUUGGGACUGUGCAAUGUAGGCAGCACAGGGUCCAGGCAGAGCCUUCGCUCAGGAGCAGAGCCAUCAAUAGCGAGCUCCACUGCAACCACUACAGGGCGACACCAAACACCACCGGGAGAGCGACCGGCGUUACCCGGCUGCUGUAUAAACUGCUGCUCUUCUUCCUUUCCCCAGGGGCAACGUCUGCCACGACAGGUAUGAGUCAGAGCACAUCCAGCAUCACCGCUGCCGAGGCCACCACGACCUCCAACUCUGCUGCCACUGUGAGCCCCAGCUCCGCUCCCACGGAGACCCCCAACACCGCUGGCACCGCAAACCCCAGCUCUGUGGCCACCACGACCUCCAACUCUGCUGCCACCGUGAGCCCCAGCUCCGCUCCCACGGAGAUUCCCAGCUCCACUCCCAGUGCAACCCCCAGCUCCCCCCUCACUGUGAACCCCACCUCUGCUGCCGCCUCGAACCCCACCUCUGCUACGAAUACGGCGCCCACCUCCCCUGACACAUCAAUCCCCAGCUCCCCUGACUCUUCAACCCCCAGCUCCACUGCCACCUCGACCCCCAGCUCCCAUACCACUGAGACCUCCAGCUCUGCUGCCAUCUCGACCCCCAGAUCCCAUACCACUGAGACCUCCAGUUCCGCUGCCAUCUCGACCCCCAGCUCCCAUUCCACUGAGACCUCCAGCUCUGCUGCCAUCUCGACCCCCAGAUCUCAUUCCACUGAGACCUCCAGCUCCGCUGCCAUCUCGACCCCCAGCUCCCAUUCCACUGAGACCUCCACCUCCGCUGCCACCUCGACCCCCAGCUCCCAUUCCACUGAGACCUCCAGCUCUGCUGCCAUCUCGACCCCCAGCUCUCAUUCCACUGAGACCUCCAGCUCCGCUGCCAUCUCGACCCCCACAACCCCCAGCUCCACACCCGCCACGACUGACAACUCCACUCCCACCUCAACCCCCAACUCCAUCCCCACCACAACCAACUCCACUCCCACCUCAACCCCCAGCACCACCCCCACCACAACCAACAACUCCACUCCAACCAGUGUCACAACCCUCAGCUCCACUCCCACCACAAGUCCUAGCUCCACUCUCACAAUGACCCUCAGCUCCACCACCACAACCGACAAUUCAACUCCCACCUCAACCCCCAGCUCCAUCCGCUCCACAACCGACAACUCUACUCCCAUCUCAACCUCCAGCUCCACUCCCACUACGACUGACAACUCCACUCCCACCUCAACCCACAGCUCCAUUCCCACCACGACCGACAACUCCACUGCCUCCUCAACCCCCAGCAAAACCCCCACCACGACCGACAACUCCACUCCUAUCUCAACCCUCAGCUCCACUCCCACCAUGAUCCCCACCUCCACUCCCAUCUCAACCUCCAGUUCCACUCCCACCACGACUGACAAGUCCACUACCUCCUCAACACCCAGCUCUACUCCCACCACGAUCGACAACUCCACUCCCUCCUCAACCCCCAGCACCAAUCCAACCACGAUCGACAACUCCACUCCCAUCUCAACCUCUAGCUCCACUCCCACCACGACCGACAACUCCACUCCUAUCUCAACCCUCAGCUCCACUCCCACCACGAUCCCCACCUCCACUCCCACCUCAACCCCCAGCACCACUCCCACCACAACCAACAACUCCACCCCAACCAGUGCCACAACCCUCAGCUCCACUCCCACCACGAUCCCCACCUCCAUUCCCAUCUCAACCUCCAGUUCCACUCCCACCACGACCGACAACUCCACUCCCAUCUCAACCUCCAACUCCACUACCACUACGACCGAAAACUUCACUCCCACCUCAACCCCCAGCUCCAUCCCCACCUCAACCCCCAACAACACCCCCACCACGACCGACAACUCCACCCCAAUCAGUGCCACAACCCUGAGCUCCACUCCCACCACAAGUCCCAACUCCACUUUCACGAUGACCCCCAACUCCUCUACUACAUCCACCCCCAGUUUCAGUCCCACAACAAUCCCCAGCUCCUCUGCCACAUCAACCCCCAGCUCCAUCCCCACCACAACUGACAAUUCCACCCCACCUCAGCCCCCAGCUCCACCC